Messenger RNA from Camelus dromedarius (Arabian camel), 7587 nucleotides. RefSeq names its product castor zinc finger 1 (gene CASZ1). Gene Ontology annotation, cellular component: nucleus. NCBI's taxonomy places the organism in Eukaryota, Metazoa, Chordata, Mammalia, Artiodactyla, Camelidae. The record is from RefSeq and is a predicted model, not a curated record. Gene Ontology annotation, biological process: positive regulation of transcription by RNA polymerase II; regulation of neuron differentiation. Bases 289 to 5580 code for a protein of 1763 amino acids. Gene Ontology annotation, molecular function: RNA polymerase II transcription regulatory region sequence-specific DNA binding; DNA-binding transcription factor activity, RNA polymerase II-specific. The transcript has 21 exons.
CUCCAUCCCAAACACACACACAUUUUUCCCCCGGACUUGGAAAGUCACCCAAAGCCGCCCCAAGUGCAGGCAAACAGGCCUCGCUGAGUGAAGGCAGAGACCCUCUCUACCCCACCUGCCUUUCCUGCUGUCACCUCCCGUGGAAGGGGGUCCUGCAGCUCCCGUGGUGUGUGUUGGAAUGGACUUCGGACCCCAGCUUCUUGGGCUGCAAAGGAUGAAGUGACACCCCCACCGCGAGAGAGGAGCCUCUAGGACCCGCUACAAGAGUUUGGGACCAAAGAGAGAAGAAUGGAUCUUGGUACAGCUGAAGGCACCCGGUGCACCGACCCACCCACAGGCAAGCCCGCGAUGGCGGCCAAGCGCAAAGGCGGCCUGAAGCUCAACGCCAUCUGCGCCAAGCUGAGCCGCCAGGUGGUGGUGGAGAAGGGAGCAGAGGCUGGCUCUCAAGCUGAGGGCAGCCCCCUGAGGCCCCGGGACAAAGAGCGCAGUGGCCCCGAGCCGGGGGCGGCCCGGGCCCCCCGCAGUGAGGAAGACAAGAGGCGGGCGGUGAUCGAGAAGUGGGUCAACGGGGAGUACAGUGAGGAGCCGGCAUCCACGCCCGUGUUGGGGCGGAUUGCCCGAGAGGGUCUGGAGCUGCCACCCGAGGGUGUCUACAUGGUGCAGCCACAGGGCUGCAGCGACGAGGAAGACCACGGCGAAGAGCCCUCCAAGGAAGGCGGCGGCAUGGAGGAGAAGGACUCGGAUGGGGCAGCCUCCAAGGAUGACAGUGGCCCCAGUGCCAAGCAGGCUUCAGGAGAGGCCUCCUCACUGCGGGACUAUGCGGCCUCCACCGUGACUGAGUUCCUUGGCAUGUUUGGCUACGACGACCAGAACACGAGGGACGAGCUGGCCAGGAAGAUCAGCUUCGAGAAGCUGCACGCUGGCUCCACCCCAGAGGCGACCACCUCCUCCGCGCUGCCCGCCUCUGAGGACGCCCUCAGCAAACGGGCGAGGUUCUCCAAGUAUGAAGAGUACAUCCGCAAGCUCAAGGCCGGCGAGCAGCUGUCCUGGCCGGCCCAUGGCGCCACGGCCGAGGCACGGGCGGGCAAGGAGGCCAUGGGGCCCCUGCCUGGCCUGCGGCUGCCCAGCAGCACGACGCACCUGGAGACCAAGGCCACCAUCCUGCCUCUGCCCUCUCACAGCAGUGUCCCCAUGCAGGGCCUGGUGGCCCGUGCCUCCAAGUACGACUUCUUCAUCCAGAAACUGAAGACAGGCGAGCACUUGCGACCCCAGAAUGGGAGCGCCUACAAGAAGCCAUCCAAGUACGACCUGGAGAAUGUCAAGUACCUGCACCUCUUCAAGCCUGGGGAGGGCAGCCCCGACAUGGGCGGGGCCAUUGCCUUCAAGACGGGCAAGGUGGGGCGUCCCUCCAAGUAUGACGUCCGGGCCAUCCCGAAGCCGGGCCCCACCAAGGUUCCACCCACCCCCAGCCUGGCUCCUGCACCCCUUGCCAGCGUGCCCACUGCUCCCAGCACCCCCAGCUCGGGCCCUGAGCCACCUGCCUCCCUGCCUUUCAACACUCCCGAGUACCUGAAGUCGACCUUCUCCAAAACAGACUCCAUCACCACGGGGACCGUCUCCACUGUCAAGAACGGAUUGCCCACAGAUAAACCAGCUGUCACCGAAGAUGUAAACAUUUACCAGAAAUAUAUUGCCAGGUUCUCAGGCAGUCAGCACUGUGGCCACAUCCACUGCGCCUACCAGUACCGCGAGCACUACCACUGCCUCGACCCCGAGUGCAACUACCAGAGGUUCACGAGCAAGCAGGACGUGAUCCGGCACUACAACAUGCACAAGAAGCGGGACAACUCCCUGCAGCACGGCUUCAUGCGCUUCAGCCCGCUGGACGACUGCAGUGUCUACUACCACGGCUGCCACCUCAACGGGAAGAGCACCCACUACCACUGCAUGCAGGUGGGCUGUAACAAGGUGUACACGAGCACAUCGGACGUGAUGACCCACGAGAACUUCCAUAAGAAGAACACCCAGCUUAUCAACGAUGGCUUCCAGCGCUUCCGGGCCACUGAGGACUGUGGCACGGCCGACUGCCAGUUCUACGGGCAGAAGACCACGCACUUCCACUGCAGGCGCCCCGGCUGCACAUUCACCUUCAAGAACAAGUGUGACAUUGAGAAGCACAAGAGCUACCACAUCAAGGACGACGCCUACGCCAAGGAUGGCUUCAAGAAGUUCUACAAGUACGAGGAGUGCAAGUACGAGGGCUGCGUGUACAGCAAGGCCACCAACCACUUCCACUGCAUCCGCGCCGGCUGCGGCUUCACCUUCACCUCCACCAGCCAGAUGACCUCGCACAAACGCAAGCACGAGCGCCGGCACAUCCGCUCCUCGGGCUCGGGCGUGCUGGGGCUGCCGGCCUCGCUGCUGGGCGCGAAGGACACGGAGCACGAGGAGUCCAGCAACGACGACCUGGUCGACUUCUCUGCCUUGAGCAGCAAGAACUCCAGCCUGAGCGCCUCCCCCACCAGCCAGCAGUCCUCUGCCUCCCUGGCCGCUGCCACUGCCACCUCGGAGGCUGUGCCCAGCGCCACCAAGCCUCCCAACAGCAAGAUCUCGGGGCUGCUGGCCCAGGGCCUGCCUGGUUCCAUCCCCCUGGCGCUGGCCCUCUCCAACUCUGGCCUGCCCACCGCUGCGCCCUACUUCCCCAUCCUUCCGGGCCGGGGCAGUGCCUCCCUGCCUGUGGGUGCCCCCAGCCUCAUGGGUACCAUGUCAUCUGGGACAGCAGCCUCAGUCACCCCUGACACGCCCUCUCUGGCUGCCUCAGGAGCUGGUGACUCGGCCCCGGCAGCAGCUGCCUCUGUCCCGGUGCCCCCGGCCUCCAUCAUGGAGAGGAUCUCUGCGAGCAAGGGCCUCAUCUCGCCCAUGAUGGCCAGGCUGGCAGCGGCUGCCCUCAAGCCCUCUGCCACCUUUGACCCAGGAAAUGGGCAGCAGGCCACCCCUGCCAGGUUCCCCCCAGCCCAGGUGAAGCAGGAGCCUGGUGAGAGUGCUGGCGCCCCAGGUCCCCACGAGGCCUCCCAGGACCGCAGUUUAGACCUGACCCUGAAGGAGCCCAGUAAUGAAUCAAAUGGCCACGCAGUCCCGGCAAAUUCAUCUCUUUUAUCCUCGCUUAUGAAUAAGAUGUCUCAGGGCAACCCCAACCUUGGCAGCCUGUUGAACAUCAAGACGGAAGCGGAGGGGAGCCCCGCCGGGGAGUCCUCGCCCUUCCUGGGCAAGGCCGUGAAGGCAUUGGUUCAGGAGAAGCUAUCAGAGCCCUGGAAGGUGUACCUUCGCAGGUUUGGUACCAAGGACUUCUGCGACGCCCAGUGUGAUUUCCUUCACAAGGCCCACUUCCACUGCGUGGUGGAGGAGUGCGGCGCGCUUUUCAGCACCCUGGACGGGGCCAUCAAGCAUGCCAACUUCCACUUCCGGACGGAGGGAGGAACAGUGAAAGGAAAUGCAGAGGCUUCCUUCCCGGCCUCGGCUGCUGAGACCAAAUCUUCCUUGGCCCCCUCAUCCCCUCCAGCACCUCCCGUCACCACGGCCGCUGUUUCCUCCCUGGAGGGGCCCACUCCCAGCCCGGCUGCUGUGCCCUCCACCCCCACCCUCCUCGCCUGGAAGCAGCUGGCUUCCACCAUACCCCAGAUGCCUCAGAUUCCAGCAUCAGUGCCUCACCUGCCCACUUCGCCCUUGGCAACGACUUCUCUAGAAAACGCCAAGCCCCAGGUCAAACCCGGAUUCCUCCAGUUCCAGGAGAACGAUCCUUGCCUCGCAACGGACUGCAAGUAUGCCAACAAGUUCCACUUCCACUGUCUCUUUGGGAACUGCAAGUACGUCUGCAAAACCUCUGGCAAGGCCGAGUCCCACUGCCUGGACCACAUCAACCCAAACAACAACCUGGUGAACGUGCGAGACCAGUUUGCUUACUACUCCCUGCAGUGCCUCUGUCCCAACCAGCACUGCGAGUUCCGGAUGCGCGGGCACUACCACUGUCUCCGGACCGGCUGCUACUUUGUGACCAACAUCACCACCAAGCUGCCAUGGCACAUAAAGAAGCACGAGAAAGCUGAGCGGCGGGCAGCCAACGGAUUCAAGUACUUCACCAAGCGUGAGGAGUGCGGCAGGCUAGGCUGCAAGUACAACCAGGUGAACAGCCACUUCCACUGCAUCCGGGAGGGCUGCCAGUUCUCCUUCCUCCUCAAGCACCAGAUGACCUCCCACGCCCGGAAGCACAUGCGGAGGAUGCUGGGGAAGAACUUCGAUCGCGUGCCCCCCUCCCAGGGCCCCCCGAGCCUGAUGGACACUGAGACAGACGAGUACAUGGAUUACACCGGCUGCAGCCCGGGCGCCAUGUCCUCCGAGUCCUCCACCAUGGACCGAAGCUGCUCCAGCACCCCCGUGGGCAACGAGAGCACCGCAGCAGGGAACACCAUCUCCAUGCCGACAGUCUCGGGGGCCAAAAAGCGCUUCUGGAUUAUUGAGGACAUGUCGCCCUUCGGCAAGCGGCGCAAGACAGCCUCCUCUCGCAAGAUGCUGGACGAGGGCAUGAUGCUGGAGGGCUUCCGGCGCUUCGACCUCUACGAGGACUGCAAGGACGCGGCCUGCCAGUUCUCCCUCAAGGUCACCCACUACCACUGCACGCGCGAGAACUGCGGCUACAAGUUCUGUGGGCGCACGCACAUGUACAAGCACGCGCAGCACCACGACCGCGUGGACAACCUCGUGCUGGACGACUUCAAGCGCUUCAAGGCCUCGCUCAGCUGCCACUUCGCCGACUGCCCCUUCUCGGGCACCAGCACGCACUUCCACUGCCUGCGCUGCCGCUUCCGCUGCACCGACAGCACGAAAGUCACGGCGCACCGCAAGCACCACGGCAAGCAGGACGUGAUCAGCGCCGCGGGCUUUUGCCAGUUCAGCUCCAGCGCCGACUGCGCCGUGCCCGACUGCAAGUACAAGCUCAAGUGCUCACACUUCCACUGCACCUACCCCGGCUGCCGCCACACUGUCGUGGGCAUGUCGCAGAUGGACUCGCACAAGCGCAAGCACGAGAAGCAGGAGCGCGGCGAGCCGCCCGCCGCCUCCCCCGGCGCCGAGGGCCCCGCGCCCGGCCCCGCCGCCGGCCCAGACGGCCCGCUGCCCCCGGGCGCCGAGCCCGCCGGGGCCCUGCUCUUCCUGCCCGUGGCCGCCGCGGGCCUGGGCCGGGGGCCGGGCGACGCCGGUGACCCCGGCCCGCCCGACGCCCUCGGGCCCUGCGCCGGCCCCGCCGCGCCCGCGGCCGGCCCCGCGGCCGGCGAGUCCUCGCAGGAGGACGAGGAGGAGGAGCUGGAGCUGAAUGAGGAGGAGGCGGACGACGACGAGGACGACGACGAGGAGGACGACGAGGAGGACGACGACGACGAGGACGAGGACGACGACGAGGACCUGCGCACCGACUCGGAGGAGUCGCUGCCCGAGGCGGUGGUGGGGCCGGGGUCGCAGAGCCCGGAGCUGGCGGCCCUCGGCGCCCCCGCGCCCUCCGGCCCCGCGCCCGCCGCCGCCUCCCCUUAGCCGCCGGGCCGCGUGGCGCGCGGGGGGCCGCCCGGGCGCCCUCGGGGUCUUAACUCUUCAUUCUCCUAUCGUUAUUAUUACUUUUGUAAGAAACGGUAUUUAUGUGUAACGCUUCCUUUGUACAGAGCUAGGUGUUGGCUGUGGUUCCGGCGUCGGGAGGCGCUCCGGGCUCGGGGCUGCCCCGCCGGCCCCGCCGGUGCUUCCGGACCCCGAGUCCGUCUCAGGACAGAGGCGGGGGCCUCCCUCUGGUGCUCCCGGGCCGCCCCCGCGCCCGCCCGCCCCGCUCGCCGCGGCAGCUCAACGGCCGAAGGACAGAGGCUGCCGGGGACCCUCCUCUAGCUGCAGGUCGGGGAUCUUCUUCAGGGAAAUAGAAGGUGCUCUUGUCCGGGGUGCGCACGAGGAGCAGGGGUCCCGGGGAGCGGCGGGGCGAGGCGGGCGCCGGCCCCAAACUCCCUCCCCGCGCCGGACCCUGGGCCCGCGACCGCGCCGGGGGGAUUCCUCAUUGCUCAGGACUGUGACGGGCGCUGGGGGUUGCUGCGACCCCCGCCCCCCACCACCAGAGGCGCCAGCACCUGUAGCAUCGGGCAGGGCCUCCCAUUCGUGCAGCUAAGACCCUCCCUCCUGGCCCUGGGGGAGGGCGGAGCAGAAGGCGACCGCACGGGUGACAGGGACCGCAGGGGCGGGGUGCCUCAUGGAAUUGGCAGUGAUGAGAGCUCGGGGUCAUUCUGUCCCCACUGCCGGCCCGGCCUUGGUGUCUGCUUCCAGGGUUGGGGCCUGGGAAGGGGCGUGCCUCCGUCUGCUCGGUGACUCUCGCCCUAGGGCUGUUCUGGGUCCCAGACGGAAGAGCAGACAGUGCUUGGCCCGCAGGGGGUCUCAGCCACCCAGGCAACGAGAACAGGAAGGAUGCGACUGUUUGGGGCUUUAAUAUUCUACAUGGGGAAAAAUGCGAAUAAGUUGUACAGUAUUUUUCCUGUAAAGGUUAUUAUUCUACAUAGAACAAAAGAAAACAGAAGCAGACGGGCGGCUAGAGCACAGCCGCCUCGGACCAGCCCUGGAGUUGGAGACCCGAGUGCAAUUGCUCACGUGGGAUUCUUGUUUAGCAUUUUAGUUUAGAGGCCUUACCAGUUUGAGGCUGUCUGUCUUUACACUAGCACUGAUGGGAGCUGCGUGAUUCCAACUUUUAACUUGAAUUUUGUAGAGACAAGAAAAAAGGACUAUUAUUGUUGAUACAAGUUUGUAGUUAAUUUAAUAUUUGAGUUUUUCUCUAUUGGUUAUGCGUGUGGCUUUUUCGGGCUUUUUUUUUUUUCCAGUUUAUUAUUUUGUUUGGGAUACUUUUUUGUUGGUGCAACACAUCCAGAUUUGGUUCCCUUUGCAAAAUAUCCCCCCAGCCUCCCUCAAGAAUGAGGUCACCAAGGCCAGAGCUGGGGGCUCUGUCUGGCAGGCACAUGCCUGGCCAGUGGCUCCAAGGGCGACAGGGACCAAGGGCAGGCUGCCCAAGGCCCCACCUGUUCACCUUCUCUCCACUCCAGGCCACCAGCCCGUCUUAGGUUGGACCCUGUGACAUGGCCACAGGGAGCGUGCCAGGCCCAGCCUAGGGGAGUGGCUGUCACCCAGAACCUCCUCCCCAUAGGUCUCCAAGGGAAACCUGGCCUGGCUGGGGUGGGGGGGCUGGAGGUUUACUUUUUACUUUUUUUUUUUUUUUUUUUGGUCCUCUUGGCUGCCCACAGCCAGAAAGCCAGGAUCCUCUGAACUGGAGAGGGAGCAGGGAGGCAGGAUCGGUCAGAUGGAGUGUACCCGAUUCAACAGGAAACAAAUGAUUUUCUAGAACAGCCCCUACCAGAGCCUCCUGAAUUCUGUGGGCACCACGUGCUGCUGCUGAGCAUUUGCCCAGACUUUGUGCCCGACCACAGAACCGGGGCGUCUGUGGAAGGAGUUUUGUAAAGGAAAAAACAAAAAAACAUUUUUCAAUGUAGCAAAAUCAAACAAAAAAAAAAAAAAGAAGAAGAU